AUGUAUAGACUUGUUUCUCGUGUUUUGUCUGGUGCUCGUUUAACGUUCGCAAGUAAAGGAAUCCAGAUAUUAAGUAAACCAAGUACUAUUAAACAUUUUACUACUUCAACUUGGUUCUGUUCAUCUCAAGUUGACCGUCAGCUCAACCAGUUUCUGACCAAUGAAAUUAAACAAGAAAAGGCAAAUGCUUUCUUCUGCGAUCCCCCUGAAGGGUUUAAAGUAGUAAAAACCAAUGGAUGUGAAGUCGUUAUACGCAAAGAAUAUCAAGAUGGAGUUUUCGUCGACGUGGAGAUUAAUUUGGCUGGUAGUGUUACUCCUAGUAUUUCUGAAGAUGAAAUGAGUACUACGGAAAAGAGUGAGGAUGAUACUGCUUUGGAGGCUCAUCCUGAUUUGCGUAUUAAACUCACAAAACCUAGUGGUCGAAGUCUGGUUUUCAACUGCAGUCUUCCAGGCCAUGACGCUGAAAAACAACUUUCUGAAGAUGAGUCGAAUGAUCUCCCUACUUAUUCCGUGGAUUCAGUUGAAAUUGAACGCAUCCCAGGCUAUUUCGUGUAUACUGAUUUAUUUGACGACGAUAUGUAUAAUCAUACAAUGCAAUUGCUGGUAGAACGAGGACUGGACGCAGACUUUCAAGAAGAAUUGCAAAACUUCUGUACUUCAGAAGAGCACAAGUUAUAUUUGAAGUUUUUGGAUGAAUUCCAGAACUAUUGCAAAGACUAA
This is a messenger RNA of Schistosoma guineensis, 720 nucleotides long. NCBI's taxonomy places the organism in Eukaryota, Metazoa, Platyhelminthes, Trematoda, Strigeidida, Schistosomatidae. The record is from the annotation of a GenBank genome assembly.